Nymphalis io (European peacock) is the source of this 1320-nucleotide messenger RNA. RefSeq names its product IST1 homolog (gene Ist1). The transcript is spliced from 7 exons. The record is from RefSeq and is a predicted model, not a curated record. Bases 119 to 1216 code for a protein of 365 amino acids. Gene Ontology annotation, biological process: protein transport. Lineage: Eukaryota; Metazoa; Arthropoda; Insecta; Lepidoptera; Nymphalidae.
UUACUUGAUUACAUCUGAAGUUUUGAAUGGUGAUUCAUACAAAUUACAAACAACACAAUAAAAUUAUUACAUUACUCAUAAGGAAUAUUUGAUUUUGUGCAUAUUUAUUACUUUUAAAAUGUUUUCGACAAAUCCCAACUAUUCAAAGCUAAAAACUCAUUUGAGAUUAGCUAUAAACCGCCUUAAAUUGCUAGAAAAAAAGAAAACUGAAUUAGCUCAAAAAUCUCGUAAAGAAAUAGCUGAAUAUAUUGCUGCUGGUAAAAGUGAACGUGCUAAAAUUCGUGUAGAACACAUAAUCAGAGAAGAUUAUAUGGUUGAGGCUAUGGAGAUAGUGGAAAUGUAUUGUGACUUGGUACUGGCUCGUUUUGGACUGGUGACGCAGAUGAAAGAACUAGAUGAGGGUCUUAGUGAAGCUAUAUCUACUCUUAUUUGGGUUGCUCCAAGGAUGCACACUGAUGUACAGGAACUUAAAAUAAUAUCUGAUUUAUUUACUGCAAAAUAUGGAAAAAUGUAUGCUGAUGCAUGCAGAAAUGAGAGUGUAAAUACUAUAAGUGAUAAACUGAAGCAUAAGAUGUCAGUACAAAGUCCACCUAAAAUACUCGUAGAGAAAUACCUGAUAGAAAUAGCUAAGAAUUAUAAUGUUGAAUACACACCUGAUGAGCAAGUUAUGCGUGAGGAAGAAAGCCGUGAUGCAAUGCUCAUAGAUAUAAAUGGACCACCAAAUCCUCCUGGAUUUAUAGGAUAUCCAACUCCUCCAAUGCCUCAAAUGCCUAAUUUGCCACCACCAACAGUGUCACCAUUCAAUUAUCCAUCCCAACCGUCUGGAGGUAAAGCUGGUGGUUUUGUUGCAACUCCCCCAAUGUUUGGGGGACCAAGUAAGCCCAUGGUUUAUAAUGUACCACCCGGUGUUGAUUCUGCAACUUUGAACAACAGCUUUUUACAGGAGGAAAUGAACAAUCUACCUCCUGCAUAUGACAGCAUCGCUCAUGAUUCGCCAGCACAUAUUCCAACACCACAGCCACGGUCCAAAGUGCCACCCAACAACUACUUUCCAGAGUUACCAGAGUUGCCGUCCGUGCCAUCUGAUUUGAUACUACCCUCAGUACCUCACAGUAGCAACUCCAAUGCCUCGAACGGCACAGAUGCGAGUGCACCCGAUGAGAUUGACUUUGAAGAUCUUAAUAGACGCUUUGAAGAAUUGAAGAAAAAGAAGUAAAUGCAUCGGUGUAAUUAAGAUUAAUUUUGUAUCGAAAUAUGUUUAUUGUUAUGUUAUUCUAUAGUUUUACGAGAAACUGGAAUCUUACGGUACUAAUGUCACAU